Molecule: messenger RNA, 533 nt
Organism: Magallana angulata
Lineage: Eukaryota; Metazoa; Mollusca; Bivalvia; Ostreida; Ostreidae
Product: bis(5'-nucleosyl)-tetraphosphatase [asymmetrical]-like
Exons: 2
Coding region: 41-475 (144 amino acids)
Biological process (GO): AMP biosynthetic process; ATP biosynthetic process
Molecular function (GO): bis(5'-nucleosyl)-tetraphosphatase (asymmetrical) activity
Source: RefSeq, a predicted model, not a curated record
CAUUCACAGUGUGGUUAUUCCCCUUUGGUGAGUUGGAAUCAUGAAUCCAAAACAGAAAGUAGCAGCAGGUUUCCUUGUAUUCAGACGACUUGGAAAAGAAAUACAGUAUUUAUUGCUUCAGACUUCAUACGGUGAAAAUCACUGGUCACCGCCAAAAGGUCAUGUUGACCCUGGCGAGACUGAAUUACAGACUGCUUUGAGAGAGACCGAAGAAGAGGCAGGACUGAAAGAGAGUGAUUUUACCAUGUAUACAGAAUUUCAAAGGACACUUAACUAUGAAGUGCAAGGGAAGCCAAAACGAGUAGUGUACUGGCUCUCAGAACUAAAGAAUCCCAGUACCCCUGUGACACUAUCAGAUGAACACAUAGAUUUCAAGUGGCUAAAUCUACCACAGGCUUUAAAUUAUGUUGAAAAAUACAAGGAUUUUCAGCAAGUGUUGAAUGAUGCAGAUACUUUCAUUAAGUCUAAUUUAUGAUAAAUAAUAUUUAUGUAAAUGUAUAAAGAUUUUCAGUUUUGAUUAAAUGUGAACAUUC